Molecule: messenger RNA, 5093 nt
Organism: Pocillopora verrucosa
Lineage: Eukaryota; Metazoa; Cnidaria; Anthozoa; Scleractinia; Pocilloporidae
Source: RefSeq, a predicted model, not a curated record
AUGUAUCCCUACGGACCGCAGCAAAAAGAUAAUGAAUUUGGUCCAGACGAUUCUCCUUAUUACUAUUCCGACCACUGUCUGAGGAUCAACACUGACUGGACUGGAAUUCCGUUUUUCUCUGAGAGGCAUUACAAGCUAUAUAUUUGUCGAAAUGGUCUAAUCCAGUUGGAUUUUGAGUGGAGCUGGUGGUGGCCUCGAAAAUUUGGUAUCUACUGGUGGUUGAGAAACAUGGGUAUUAUUGCGCCCUUCUGGGCCGUAACCGAUACUUAUCUGCCCUUUAAAUACAAUCAUUCAAAGGUGUAUUAUCAAGUGUACAGCCAAACCCAAAAUAAGUCUUCUGAAAUUCUUGAUUUGGCUACAAGGCAUGUACAGGAUUACAUCGAAGGAUUUGGAGACUUUCGGGCCAGCUGGGUCCUUGUUGUGACCUGGGAAAAGCUCUGUCCAUAUUCCUACUAUUCAUACUACUACUACAGCAAUGAGCAGAAUUUUCAGCUGAAUUGUCCUCGAAGUAACACAUUCCAAGCUGUCCUAAUAACGAAUGGGUUUAACGCAUUUUUGAUGUAUAACUACCCCUCCAAAGGAAUACAGUGGCUGGUUAAGACAGAUCCGGAGUAUUACCGUUACUGGACCGACUUCUAUGGUCUUCCUGUGGCCGGCUGGAAUGCAGGAAACGAUGGCAAAAAUUUUGUCAACCUGAAAGGGUCUGGUACAUUUGGAUUGAGUGACCUCGAUAAGGAAGUAGGAAACACAGGUCUGGUGGGAAGACACUUUUGGAGAAUUGAGAACAGCGACGGACAAGGUGCACUGGAGAAAUGCUUGAGUUGGGUCAUACAAAAUAAAGCCUGGAAAUUCCUCGAACGGUAUAACGAACUCAUUAAAUCAGACUCGGAAAUGGCUUGCCCAUGUACUGGGUGGCAGGCAAUAUUCGAUUGGGGAAGAUUUCGGUGGAAUUGGUGGAACUCAUGGCCAGAAUUUUGUUUUGAGUCCAGAAGUUUCAGGAGCUUUAAAAUCAACACCACGAGUGGACCAUUAGAUUUUCAGUUGAGACAAAAGUGUUGUUACUCCACAGAUUGGCAAGACUGGGGAUCCCUUAAACGCGGACCCCCUGACGGAGGACGCGUUGAUGUGACAUUCCGCUAUGACUCAAACAAUAGCUUCUACACAGAUGAGCAAGCUUACAAGUCUUGCUGCGUCGACACACUCAACUGUCGUUUAUUUUAUGAUUUACGUCCGUCCGAUAGCUGCUCAAACUACGUACCUCGACCUAGACGAUGGUUCUGGGGCGAUCCUCAUAUCAAAACACUGGACGGUGGAAAUUAUACCUUUAAUGGUCUUGGUGAAUACACUAUGGUAGAUGCAAAAAAUGGGACAUUUAAACUUCAGGCCAGAACAAAACUUGCUCAAGGAAAUUCAACCACAGCGACCAUCUUCUCAGCAGGAGCUGCUAAAGAAGGAAAUUCGAGCACCAUCGAGGUUCGAGUGAAAGACGGAGGUGGCUUCGAUAUUUUGAUAGACAGUGCAUCCUAUGAUGGCUACAACGAUUUAACAAAUCAAAGUGUGGACGUUGGUGGAAAUCUUUCUUUCUCAAAACCAAAGGAAAACUGUUUGCAAGUCUCUUUUCUGUCGACAUCGUCAGUGCAGUUCUGCGAGAAAAAGGAAAUGAUGUCCUUUGUUGUAACUCUCGGAAACGACUUUAAAAACGCUACAAAAGGAUUGUUGGGAACGUGGAACGGUGACCCUAAAGAUGACUUCACAUUGCCUGAUGGGACGGUUCUACCAUCGUCAUCAACACUGAGCGAGAUUCACUUUCAUUUUGGUGUUAAAUGGCAAAUCAGCCAAUCCCAGUCUCUCUUCACUUAUGCUAAUAACGAAAGCGUGGCCACCUUUUCGAAACUCGAUUUCAUGCCCAUGUUUGCUGAUAACAUCACGUGGCAUAAUGACAGUCUAAAACAGAAAGCUGAAGCACAAUGUGGAGAUGAUCACGAAUGUCUGUUUGACGUGGCUUCCACCAAAGACUUGUCUAUUGGUUCGGCAACCAAAGAAAUUAGCGUUCAGCUGGUGAAUGACACCAAAAAACUCAACAACUUUCCACCCAAGAUAGUAAACACUUCCGAAGUAAUAAACGUCACACUUCACGAAAUAGUUGAACUGAAUAUAACAGCUGUGGACGAUGGCCCUAUCACGUUUCGAGUGACUAACAAACCUGUGGGAGCCACUUGGAACCAAACUGGGGCCGUUCUGUUAUUUUACUGGAAUGUUACUUCAUCAAAGAAGUUCAGUCUGACUUUCGUUGCUGUCGACGACCAAGAUGCCAGCGCCAUUUGGAGUCCGACCAUUAAAAUGUGCGCCUGCCAACAUGAUGGUCAGUGCGUAGAACCAGAAGAAGGCGACGCAAAUAAUACUGACAGCAAGUUUAUAUACAUGAGCUGUGAAUGUCAGGGAGGUUAUACAGGGAGGUUCUGUGACAGGGACAUUGAUGCCUGCGAAGUGAAUGGUCAGCCGUGUUACGCUGGAGUUGAUUGCACUGAUCGUCCUCCACCUGCUAAUUCCAGUGGAUAUAUAUGUGGACCCUGUCCAUCAGGGCACACUGGUGAUGGAAAUAAGUGUGUAGAUAUUAACGAAUGCCAAAGAAGUAACCCGUGCAAGCAGAAAUGUGUAAACGUUCCAGCUUCUUUUUUCUGUGAUUGUGACAAUGGAUACAAGCUGAACGAUGACGGGCGCAGCUGUGGUGAUAUCAAUGAAUGCCUUCCGACUAAUGACUGUAUGCAGAAAUGUGAUAAUAGUGUGGGAAGUUAUAACUGUUCAUGUGACGAAUAUUUUAAAACUGACCCAACUGAUUGGAGGAAGUGUGUUGCUAAAGAUCCAUGUACUUCUGUUCAUGGCUGCAGUCAUGUUUGCUUUAAGGGAAGCAGCGGGAGAGCAACUUGUGCUUGUUAUGCUAAUUUCGAGCUGCAAAGUGAUGGAAAGACAUGUAAAGACAUCAAUGAAUGUGAUCCAGCUAAAAAACUCCAUCGUUGCAGUCAGACUUGUAUAAAUACCGAAGGAAGUUAUAAAUGUUCGUGUACGGAAGGUUAUGAGUUGAAGGAAGACGGCUAUGAGUGUGAAGAUAUUAACGAGUGUCUGAAUGAUGACUUGUACAAUUGCACGGAUAAUUUCCACAAGUGCGUCAAUACUCGGGGCUCUUACAAGUGUGAAUGUGAUCAAGACUUGUACUUCAUUGAUGGAAAAUGCAAAGGUUUGGAGAAAAAUCAGGAACCCCCCAAGCAACCACCGCCUAAACCAAAGAACGCAUCAGAAAACGAAAAGGAACAGGCUGUUCAGUUUUCAAUUCCAAGUCGGGCUGAAUGGGAUCUUAACAGAGACAAGAAUUUUAAAGAGGUUUUGGCGAGUGUCGCAUCAAAAUUCUGCCGUAAGAACAGGACAAAAUGCGGACUUAAAAAUGCAAGACGGAAGAGACGUUCUCUUUACGACAUUUACACGGCUGACGAAGUUCAUCUUUUGCCUGGUUACCCCAAGAACUCAUCAGACUCUCUCCAGGUAGCAUUUUACGUAAAGCAGCCUGCUGGUGGUUUCAUCGGAAAUAACUCAGUUCUUCAUCGUGACACCUUGGUUGCCAUUAUAAUAACUCACAAGAGUGACAUCGAGAAAGCCAUUGGAGCCAACAUCACUGAUAUAGAGACUUUAUUCAAACCCAGCACAACUACUGAGUCACCAACAGCGGGACCAGCUGAGCCAGCAGACGAUGAUUGGAAAUGGAUUGUUAUUGGUGUAGUUAUUGGUGUGGUGGUUAUCAUCCUGAUUGGUUUGCUAAUAUUCUGCAUAAGGAAAAGAAAACGUGAUGUGAAACCUAUAACAGACCCGUCUCAGGAGGGCAUUGCUGCGCAACAGUCAGGACUGAAGAAGGAAAACAGUUUUGAGAGUGGUUCCCACUCAGCAUAAUUGGUUGUUCAAAACGCAAUCUUGUUUUGUGGGUUAAUCUAUUUUGCGCCGACGACCGUUAAGAGUGUAUAACAUUGCGAGUAAAUACAGGGCUAUGUUAUAGUGUGUUAAUGACACAGCUCGUUAGAUUUUUUUCUCCUUUUUAGAAACGAGUUAACCUCAUUUUUAUCAGUUUUCUACUUAGAGCUAUGUAAGCUGUCGUAUUCUACGUGUUUUCAAAUUUAUUUGGUGCAAACUGAAAGACUUCAAGUCUGAAGGUAUAUGAGCACGCAUUAAGUCGCGCAGCAAGCCCAGAUUUUCAUUGCAUGUCACUGAGUCGUCUCGAUUAAGGCUGAGUGACCUCACCCCUCAGUGUAAUCACAUCGUCUUUAGACUCAUUGUCCCCCUCCACUUCUCCUUAGACCAUGUGAUCCCCGUCAAAUUUUCCUUCCCUCCCCCAGGCAAUAAAUAAUGACUUUACUGGUCCCUAAGCGAACUAUUUUUUGACCUUAAUCCAAGCUAUAACAAAGUUCUCGAAUGUGAUUGGUUAUCACCACCAAAAAAACUUUUAUGAGCACUAGUUGGACAAUAAACGUGUCAUGCUUGUAAUAGGACGGUUAAAGGGACAGUUAACGAAUAAUGUAUGUGUAAGUGGACAGAACAGGUCACGUGCGCGUGCUGUUGUCUCGCGUUUUCCCGAGUUAAUCAUGUUAAUCACUCGUUUGAUUACAGACCGAAUUCGCUCGGUCCUAUUACCAUUAUUAAUUAUUUUUCUUUUUUUAUGAAAACGUAUAACUAUGUCUAGUUCCAUUCUCACAUUUUGUCAUACUUUUGAUUAAUUGGUUCAAUUCUGUCUACAACUUUACUCGUGAUUAACAAAUCGGACUCCUCACGGUCGUCCGAUUUUGUAAAUCACUCGUAUGAUUAGAGACCGGAUUGGACUCCACUUGGUCCUAUUAAUUGCCAAUAUUUAUCCCUGCGCAAGGAAAAAAAAGGCAGGGCAAACUACACGACAACAGCAUUGACAAGCAUUGGCCUGCAACAGUAUUUUAAAUUUUUUUCCCUGAAAUUCGAUUAUUUAACACAUUUUUAGCCAACCAUAACGAACGUUUUAAGCAUUGUAUUUUGCGUUCUUGCAUGUAACUUAUCAAUAAAGUUUUGAUUUGUUUCUACAA